This is a messenger RNA of Drosophila ficusphila, 3144 nucleotides long. Its product is annotated as zinc finger protein OZF. Gene Ontology annotation, cellular component: nucleus. NCBI's taxonomy places the organism in Eukaryota, Metazoa, Arthropoda, Insecta, Diptera, Drosophilidae. The transcript is spliced from 3 exons. The record is from RefSeq and is a predicted model, not a curated record. Bases 952 to 2520 code for a protein of 522 amino acids. Gene Ontology annotation, biological process: regulation of transcription by RNA polymerase II. Gene Ontology annotation, molecular function: DNA-binding transcription activator activity, RNA polymerase II-specific; RNA polymerase II cis-regulatory region sequence-specific DNA binding.
GGAUAGCUUAUCAGUUGUUGCCUUCAUGAGAUCUUAUCACGCGAUAGCUUCCUCUCGCUCCCGCUCAAACAAAAGAUUAAGACAACAAACUGGGAAAAUUUCUGGGAGCUUACGUUCGCUGGAAUUGACAAAUUAUAAAGCGACAAAUCGAAAGGGAAGGAAGCUCCUAGCUUCUACACAGUGAAUAAUCGGAUGUGUCAUAGAACUGCCUAAAAUCAAAUGAAGCAAAACAAUUACAGUCAUACGCGCUAUGUUUAGAAUCAAACGUUUUAUAUAUUUUAAGUUCUUAAAGUAAACCUUUAUCAGAAUAGCUCUUUAAAAAGUUUUAUUUUGUGCAUAUAUGUAUUUAUCCAAUAGAAGUCCAAGCAUAUGUAUAUAAUUUAAAACUCCAUAAUUAAUGUUUUUAGACCAGCACAGAUUUUAUAAUCACUUCCAAUGUAACAAGACUCCCAACGUAUUUAAACAAAAACGGUGGGCAGAAUUUUUUUUGUUUUUUGUUUAUAAAGUUUUAUAUAUUGUCCACUAGUAGAAAGUACAAAAUUCAAAAAUGAUAGACAAAAAUUGGUAAUAUUUUUCUGUGCAUAAGUCUUAUCACUGUUGACACAGCUGGAGGUUCUGUUCCGUUGCUGUUUCUCUUUUUGUUUCUGUUUCGGCCUCACUUACUGUUAUUAUUUCUGUCUGUGUUUUUGAUUCUCCGUCUGCUUCAGAACGUGGCGCAUUGCUAGUGGAGAAAUAAAGCAGUUCUUAACUUUUUUGCAGCCCAUCUAUACUAAUCUAAGCCAAUGGUGUAUGGGAUCUUUCCUAAAAGUAGCCAAACAAACCAAAAAAAUCAGAAAACCAUAAAUUACGUAGAACAUUAACCCUAGAAGUAAAGCAAAUCGCAGCUGGUGCCGGUGUCCCCAAGAAGAGAUCCCCAAGAAAUAAUCAACUGAAUAAUACAAAAACCAACAAAUGGUACGCAGUCGUCGCAGUUUAUCCAAGGAGGAUGCAGUCUCCCUGCUCACGGACAGCGGGAUCUCGCUAUCCUCGCCGCCGGCGGCGAGGGACUCUUCUCCAGCACUCACGCAUCCUAUCAAACGACGGAAGAGCAGCCUGGCCAGUUUGCGUGGUGUCUGUGCGGAGGAGGAAGAAGAAGAGCCCGCUGAUCAGGACUCAAAGGAUGCCGAUUAUGUGCAACCACCGCCCAAAAAGUCCCCUCGCAAGGGGGAGGCAGUGAAGCGGAAACAACAUGUCUGCAGCCACUGCUCCAAGGAGUUCGGCGGCAAGACUGACCUUCAGCGCCACAUUCUGAUCCACUCCGACGAACGGCCGCACAAGUGCAAGGAUUGUGGCAAGAGCUACCGCCAGGCGGUCAACCUCAAGAACCACAUCACCACCGCCCACGAACACCGAAAGCAGUUCGCCUGUUCCCAGUGUCCCAAGUCCUUUGCCCUCAAGGAGCGUCUGCGCCUUCAUAUGCGCCUUCACUCCGGCGAGAAGCCGUAUCCUUGCGCUCUGUGCGACAAAAAAUUCGCACGAGGAGGUCAGUUGCAGCAGCAUAUGGUUUCUCAUCAUAAGACGAGCAUCCAGCAGUUCAACUGCACCAAGUGCUCGGCCAGCUUUUCAACUAACGCCAAUCUGCGGGUCCACAUGGAGCGCCACGAGCAGGGCAUGGAGCACCGGUGCGGGAUCUGUGAGAGUCAGUUUGCCAACGAGUUGGCCUUGCGAGCCCACAUAAACCAGGAGCACCACAAGCUCACGCAGUUAGAGUGCGAAAUCUGCCACAAGUCCAUCGAGCCGGAUGAGGAUCUGGCGACGCAUAUGCAGAAGCACGCUGCGGUUAAGACACACGUGUGCGAGGUGUGCAACACAUAUUUUACCCAGAAGAGCCAGUACAAUGUCCACAUGCGGAUGCACACGGGAGAGCGGCCCUACCAGUGUAGGAUUUGCCACCAGACCUUUGCGCACUCCAGCGUACUAAAGCUGCACAUCCGCAAGCACACGGGCGAAAAACCCUUUCGUUGUCAACUCUGUCAGGACGAGGUGGCAUUCUCUCAACUGGCACACCUUAAGAACCACAUGAAGAAGAUCCACAAACAGCAAAAGCCUUAUAUGUGUGAAGGCUGUCACGAGUUCUUCAAGAUCAAGGUGGAGCUGCAGGCGCAUGCGGAGCAGUGCGCCAAGUGUCCUGCGGGCGGUGACGAGUCCGCUGGCAAUCAGUCUGAAGAAGCGGUCAUUCUCUCAACCAUUCGUUUCAACAUGGCAGUGGUUUUAAAGAAGAUUAGCUCGGCCCCCAAGCUGCGUCAGCUGGGCUACGAGAAGCGUCUGAUCGAUAAUGUGAUCAUUGCAUCGCUGAAGUUAGCACAGCGACCGACGCACGACGACGCCAAGAUGUCGCCCUUAGCCAGACUUCGACUGAAUGUGGAGGAGUUCCUGAAAUGGAUUGUGCCAGCGCCUACCAUGAAGAAAUUCAGAGAAGAAUUGCUGUCCAUCGACACGAUUCUUGACAAGAUUGCCACCAUGUAUAUGAAGCAGAAGUAGAAGUCAGAAGUUGCAAGCCAACAUAAAUGCAAGAGUGCCAUAGAAGGAGGAUUUGUAAAACUAGUUCUUGCCAUUUAGCUUAGUUUUUAGUUACCCAAAGUUGCAGAACGAAAACCAACCAAAUAAUUUAUCCCAAAGAUAUAUACUUUUUAGUACUGAUCAUUUUAAUGACCUACCUUAACAUAGUCUCAAUUGCUGCUACCAAAAAGAAAACAAAUUGUAAAACGAAUGAUUAAGUUUGUUUAUUAUCAGUUUUCUAUUAAUGAAGUCUAGAUUUAAGAACAAAUUUUGAUGCAAUAAUUUAUAUAAUAAUAAGUUUAACACGACCGGAUUGAACCCAAAAAUGUUAUUUGGAUUACGUCUUGCCAGAGCAACAGACAACUUAGUGUGGAUCUAACAGCUCAAGUACAAUUAAACUUAUUGUGGCCAUGCAUAUGUAGUAAAUAAACUUAAUGCAUUUAGUUGCUGUUUAAUUUUCCUAACUUUUUUUAUUUUGGCUAAUUUUAACAUUUUCAAGAAAAUUAGUUCAAAGUCGAAAUUAAAUUGUACAACCGAAUAAAUUAAAAACAAAUCAAAACACGCAAGUAAAAUAACGACUAAAUAAAGAGUAUUGUUUGUAAUUGA